CAACUGCUGUAAAGUGAUAAAAUAGGAGGGACCGAGCGACUGGCACACCUUUACCUUCCUCCUCCUCAAACUUGACUGGCACUAGUUUUCGCUCCCGUCAGUGACUGGCUCCGCUUCACCGCGCCUGCCUUCUUUGAUGCUACAGCUUACGUACUUGUCGGCAAUGGCUAUAUAUCAUGUCAUUGCUUGUCGGUAUCUUCAACAUAUGCCACGAUGCUAAAGGGCGAGCUCAUAAAUUCAUCAAAACUUUUCUUCCUGCAGCUAACUGCCCAUGCACUCUUUUUAGGCAUCUCCUAGGAUAACUCGUCACACGCUACAUUUACGGUUGGACUGGAAGCAUGUCACGCAUGUUGAGCAUAUUGAAGACCAUUGCUAACAGGUAUCCAGUGACUCGAGGAAUUGCCACCUACUCUUUGCUCUUACCUGCCAGCAACAUCACCCAGCAGCUACUUGACCCUAACAGAAAAAAUUAUGAUCCUUAUGAAACAUUGCAUUUUGGGGUAUUUGGAGCUUGCAUUCUAGCACCAUCCCUCUACUGUUGGGUGUGCACAGCUAAUGUGAUUGUGAGGAUGGAAACUCUCAGGGGAGCUAUUCUUAAGGCUAUCAUUGAGCAGUUCACAUGGGCACCUUUUGCUUAUACAGAGUUUUAUAUUUGCAUAAAUCUUAUGGAAGGAAAGCCAUGGGAAGAAUGCAUCAAUCAGUGUAGGUCAAAGAUACCUCAGACAUGGAAGACUGGGAUUUACUUUUGGCCGUUUAUUCAGACUGUGAACUUCUGGAUUAUUCCCAUGAAACACAGGGUUUCCUUUGUGGCCUUCUUCUCUUACAUGUGGAACACCUUCCUCUCUUACAUGCAUCAUAAACAGAUAGCAACUAAAGGUUUAAAGGGAUGAUUUAUUUACAUGUGUGCAUAAUGUAUGUAUCUAGAUUUUGUAUGGAGUGUCUUUUAAUAUUUUAAUUAGAGUGUAUAUAUAUAUAUAUGUGUGUGUGUGUGUGUGUGUGUGUGUGUGUGUGUGUGUGUGUGUGUGUGUGUGUG
Molecule: messenger RNA, 1033 nt
Organism: Portunus trituberculatus (swimming crab)
Lineage: Eukaryota; Metazoa; Arthropoda; Malacostraca; Decapoda; Portunidae
Product: mpv17-like protein
Exons: 4
Coding region: 339-890 (183 amino acids)
Cellular component (GO): cytoplasm; membrane
Source: RefSeq, a predicted model, not a curated record